UUUAUUUUUAUGCAUAUUUAAACGCCACACUAUCAUAUUACUUAUCAAAUAUAUGUAAUUCAUUCGCUCAAAUGUCUAGUAGUAAGGGUAAAAUUUGUCAGCUUGCCAAUUCAGGUGAUAUCCAAUGUUUUAUAUGUAUACUUGUCACAUUGAAUUCAAAUUCCUCCUCGAAAAUAGGCGCUAAUGAAAUUCAUUAUUUUUUGAAAGUGUUCCUGCUCCAAUUCAAUAAUAUCUGUUACUUCCUGCUCCAAUUCAAUAACAAGAACAUAAAUUAUGCAGCUUGCAAAAAGUCCAGUAUCAAAUUUCAAAUAAAGCGCAUGCGUGAACAGAUAAGAGAUUAAACUAUCGUCUUACCGUCGUAAAAUAUUUCAAAAUGUUAAUGUGUUUACACUGUGCAGAUUUCAAUAAAGUAUAUUUUAUAGAAAACAUUUGUUUCGAUCAUACGCUAUACUCGUUUAAUUGGUUGCAUCAUUGGACAAUCGUUCGUUACCCGUGUUAAGAUCGAAAUUAAUACCGCCGGAUAAAUUAAUACCGUUGGAAUUUUGUUGUUUUGACACGGAUAUUAAGGAUAUGGCAACUGCCGAAGUAGACGGGGCCAGAUCGUCAGAAAGGACCAUCAGCUUGGAGAACAAAGAGGAAAAGUUUGAGGAUACUGAAAAUGUAGGUACAUUUUUGGACCACCACUGUCAACCUUGUUUUACUGAAGACAUGACAGUCAAAUCAUCUAAGUUUUGUGUAGACUGCAAUGAAUUCCUCUGCAAAGACUGCAUUAGAGUUCACAGAAAAUUAAACUGCACAAGACACCAUCAAAUUGUGGACAACAGAGAUGACAUAAGCAACUUUCCUACAAUGACGAGUGCAGGAAUAUGUUUUUAUCACUCUGGUAAGCAAUUAGAUAGGUUUUGUGAACAACAUGAUGAAUUUUGUUGCGUUUCAUGUUUGAAAACCAGACAUACGGCAUGUAAGGCUAAAUCGACCAUAAACGAAGUUUCAUCAAAACUUUCAGAGGAAGAAAUUAAUGACGUUGAAGAGAAAAUAGAAAAGGUCAUAGUAAAGUUGCAAGAAGUCAAAGCAACUCGCUCAAAAGACAUGGAUUUGCUGGUUACUCAGAGGCAAGACAUCCUGAAUUCCCUCGGAUCAAUAAAGCUUGAUUUGCAGAAUGUAUUUGAGCAACUGCACCAAAAACAUACAGAAACAGUUGAAAGGAAAUGUGUGAAACUUCGAGGAAAAUUAGAAAAUGAUAUUCAAACAUGCGUCGAAAUGGAAGAAAGUUUAAAGAAAUCUGAACUGGCACUGAAAUGUGAAGAUAAAACAAAGCAGUUUGUAACUAUGAAACAACUCUUAAAACAACUUGUCAUUGUCGAAACUACAGCAAAUGCAAUGGUAAAUGAAGUUCCGGAAAAGAGUUUGGAGUUGAAGAGAACACCGCUUUGUUCAAGAGUACUGAAUCAACCAGAACUUCUCAUUGAUUUCUCCGAGGAUGUACGUUUAUACAAAACAAUUGGCGAAGCAGACACUGUAUGCCAACGGGAAUUAAAUAUUGCAUCUUACAAAUACGAUGGGAUACGUUUCACAUGCAUAUAUCGGGGACCGUCAGAGUUGGUAUUUUCUGAUAACUCAUCAAUUUCCAUACAUGACACAAUGAGAAAUCAAACUAAGCAAACGAGAUUCCCUGUAAAGAUUUCUGCUAUAGCUGUGGAGAAAGAUAAAAUUUUCAUCGCUCUGCAAGAUCAAGGUUUGGUCGUCACUCCUGGGGUAAAUGACGAAAUGAAAACUGUUCUUAAAACUGUUGAGCCAUGUGUUGGUAUCAUUAAAUCAUCCAACAUGUUUUAUGUCACAGUUGUGAGCAACCAUGCAGGCCAGCUGCGGGAAUAUACCAUUAAGGGAAAUCUGAAUAAUGUUUUGAAAACAAACGAUAAGGGAAAAAACAUAUUUACCGACGGUAUCGGAGAAGUUAAAAUAUCUAAGCAAGAAAAGAAGUUGUAUGUAGUAGAUAGGAACGCUGGUGUCGUCAUUGCAUCUGUAGUUACAUUCAAGAUACUUAAGAUCAUUUCAAAUCUCAACGGUCCAAAGGGAAUUUCUCUAGUGGAUGAUAUGUCUCUCUUUGUUCUGUUUGAAACUGGAGAAGUCAGACAAACUAUAGAUGAGGGAGAAACGUGGAAUAUUGUAUUUAAGGAAGAGCCAGAGCCAAAAGGAAGAAUGAAAGUUAGAACGCGUGAGAAAACAAUAUAUCAUUCUAUCUGUUGGGAUGGAUACUCCUCAAUUGCAAGGACUAUCUAUAGUGAUCAUCAGUUUGCUGUGUGGCCAUCGUCUGUCCAACACAUUACAAAUCUCAUUUCUUGAAACUAACUAGCCACAACUUAAGAUGGCGGGUGGUGAAGUUCGUUAAUAAGAGAUUAAGAUACAGUUUGGUUGUACCUUCUUGCUAGGUGUGCCAUUUUUGCUAGAAGGUACACACCUGCUAUUUAUUGACCUUUUUAUUAUAGCUUCUCUUUAUAUGUUUCUUGUUAUUUUCAUUUUUCAUAUUUUCCACAAGCUAAAGUAUCAUUUGUAUUGUUUUAUUUUUCAUUAAUAAUUCCUUCAUUAUUUGAGAAUCGAUCAGAAAACGAUUCAGCACCCAUUCGCAUGCCAUUAUGAUGUAAAUACGUGAUGUCAAAGUUAGAACACAUGGAUGUUCCAGUUCCUGCUAUAAUGACCUUGCUAAAUGAUGUCAACGCGGACAUUCUAGUUCCUCGGGGUCAUUAUAAACAUGGUGCAUGAGGCACACUGUACCAUGGUGUAUCCUUAACAGCUUCCUUAAUGACCGUUUUCAAUGCCGUUUUUUUCUAACUAUUUAUAAUAAAGUACAGAUCUAUAACGAUAUACAAAGUUCGUCCAGUAAUGCUAGAGUAUUUGCCAUUGCAUUAGUCAAAACGAGGUUAAUUUACGGCAUGGUUGUACCUUUUUGCCAUAAUGACACACCUGCAAAGUUUAGUGUCAUAGAUUUCCGCGGGCCGUAAUGAAACUAGAUGUGCCAAUCUGGCUAGAAGGCAUACAAGAGCCAUUUAUUGGCAUUUUUAUUAUCCGAUAGAGACUAAGAAACUUAAUCUGUUACAUUCAAAUUAAAGAUAUGAGGCUUCUUGGUAUUGUGGAUUCUAUUUAUUUGAUAUAAAUAUAUUUUAGUCAAAUGAUUCAAAAUGACAGUAUCUUCAGUCUUUGAUGUUAAUAUCAUAGAUGUAAUAUAUGCGCCUCUGUUCAUUUUGUAAUGAAUUGAUUUAUUUUCUAGUGUUUAAUUUUGACUGCACAGAGUCGUUUUAGAAAAAUAUGUGUAACAAUGAUUAAAAAAUUCCCAGUCUGUUGUCAAAGGACAUUUAAACUUCUUAAAACCUCAUUUCUGCAAAUCAAAUUAUUUGAUAUUUCAUAGACAUACUACUUAAUUAACGUUAACAUUUUAGUUAUUAACGAUAGCCUUUUAAGUGUUUGAGGGCUAGAAUGAACGUUUGGUCAUUUUAUGCUACGCUUGCAUGGUUUUAUGUAUUUGUUUAAAUAGUUGCCAGCAAAUCAUGUUUGAAUAAUCCCUUCGUAUUUGUGAAAAACGUUUUUGAAUUGACUUUGUUAUAUAACUGUAUACCUGACUUUUGUUAAUGUUGAUUAAUACAAAUUCAAAAUAAAACGAUAAAUUAAUACUGAACAUUCAAAUUCUUUGGAUAUAUAUCUGGUUUUGUAAGAUUUUUACAAUAAAAGUUUUUUUUCUUCUA
Mercenaria mercenaria is the source of this 3737-nucleotide messenger RNA. RefSeq lists its product as uncharacterized. The record is from RefSeq and is a predicted model, not a curated record. The coding region runs from base 571 to 2343 and encodes 590 amino acids. Gene Ontology annotation, molecular function: zinc ion binding. The transcript is spliced from 2 exons. Lineage: Eukaryota; Metazoa; Mollusca; Bivalvia; Venerida; Veneridae.